AUGAGAAUCUUACAAAGCAAAGGUUUGGGUGAUCCUGAAAAGUCUGAUGAAUUGUCUGCUAAAGAAAUUAAACAAAUACUUGAUCAUUCAUAUAUAGAAAUUAAUUCAAAUGAAUCACUUACACAUCUUGAAUGUCGUCAGGAUGGAGACCUAGAACUUAUAUUACAUAAAGAAAAAAAUAAUCAGGGUGGUGCUUUUUUAGAAACAAACAUGAAAAAUCAGGUUCACGACAUAUUCUUAUACCCUCUGAUUCACCUGGGUAAUUGGUUUAAAAAUACUCCAAUGGGCUAUACAAAACUUAGAAAAAUAAUAAAUGAUAUUGCAGCAAAUACUGGAAUUAAUCUUGAUAAUGGACGUAAAAUUACAAACUGUUCUUGUCAUUGUACUGCAAUUCAAAUGUUGAAAAAUAAUGAGCUUUCUGAUUCAGAUUUACAGAUCAAGACAAUCAUAAUCGGAAUCUUGGUAUAUGAUUCGAUACCAUUAUUCAAAACUCCGGUAUCAUCGAUCUCAUCACCAGUUGUAAACGUUGCACGAGUACCAAACAUAGGACAUUUUAUGAAUUGA
Messenger RNA from Funneliformis caledonium, 564 nucleotides. NCBI's taxonomy places the organism in Eukaryota, Fungi, Glomeromycota, Glomeromycetes, Glomerales, Glomeraceae. The record is from the annotation of a GenBank genome assembly.